Dichomitus squalens LYAD-421 SS1 is the source of this 1832-nucleotide messenger RNA. RefSeq lists its product as uncharacterized. The coding region runs from base 39 to 977 and encodes 312 amino acids. The transcript has 2 exons. The record is from RefSeq and is a predicted model, not a curated record. Lineage: Eukaryota; Fungi; Basidiomycota; Agaricomycetes; Polyporales; Polyporaceae.
CACUACUCGCCCUCCCGCCUCCGUCGAUACCAUCAACAAUGGACGCGGUCGACCUCAACUGGUGCUUGGCCUGCGGCUGCCGCCUCGAAAUGGAGGGAUGCACCCCAUACUGCUCACAGAACUGCCUCAACUCCGACGGCCCCUCCACUUCUGCUUUCCCCUCACAGCAGACCCUUCCGUCGCUCAUCGACCGCGACUCAUACCUUCACGGGGACGAUGACGACGACGACGACGAGUCGCCCAAUUUCGAUGACUGCCUCGCAUACUCCCAAUGUCCCUCUCCCAUCCGCAACACCUGGAUUGGUCGCGGCGAUGCAGGCAUCCGCGCAUGGGCGCAAUCCGUUCCCCGAGGUGCGCCUUGUGAAUCCCAGGAGACACCUUCCGGCACCCUUAAGCCGAAGCUGCUACUCCAAUCUCGCCGACCCGUCAAGCCUUCACUAUGCAUGUCCCGCGCCCAGCCCGCCCCUCCUGAGCCAUCGCGACCAAUCCUCACUCCUCAGCAAUCUCUUCCAUCGCUUUCGCGCGACUCGACAUCUAUCCCUUCCGCGAGCUUGGCCUCCCUUACUACCGGCUCAUCGUCCUACUCCGUUGUAACGCCUGCGACGAAUUCUGAGAUUGGCUCGCUCCGCAACCCGGCCGUCCCCCGUCCAACCGCCCCGCAACAUAACUUCCUUGGCGGUCUAAAGGCCCAGCUUCGAGCUUGGGCUGCCUCUUCGACACCCCAAAAGGAGGUCACUCGGUCGAGGACCCUGACCCGCAACCCUGCUGUUCACAUCGCGGACACCUCUGACGCAGAGUCCGGCACCGGUCGUGCUGCCCCCAGGGUGCGGCGGCCGCGUUCGCCAGCUCCUUUCUUCCACAUGCCCGAGCAGUACCCUCGGGAAAAGCGAAAGGAGACCACGAAGGAAAACACCCUUCCAUCCGAUCACCCCGCUUACCGAACGCGAGGACGGAGGCCCUCCCGCAUCGCCUCAUGAUGGUUGGUCUCUCGCAUCCGAUCCCCUCGUUAUCAUCCAUAUUCUACAUAGACGACGUGCGCUUGUCGCGCGUCCUGUACGAUAUUUAUCACACCCACGCCGCUCCGCUCUGUUUCUUUGCUCGUCUCUCGCCACUCGGAUUGGCAAAUUAGGAAUCCAAUCCCCCCCGCCGGCUCCGCCUGUUCGCGGUCGUUACCCGAGGUCUUCCCCCUCAACAUCCCCUAUGUCUUGCACUCUCGCCGGCACGGACCUCCAAAAGUUGACGCCUGUUUCUCCUCGCAUACGGACUUGCACAUAGCGCAUUAUCCCCUUCGCUUGGCGUCUUCUGACUACCCUCCACCCCAGCAUCCCACACUUUCCCUGAUCAUCGCUCACCGCUCAUACCUCUCACUACCUCGCAUCGCUCAUACCACCCCUCGUUUACGUCUACACCGCACGUUCCUCGCUUUGUUCUCUCCUCCUCGUGGUCAUCUCUCAUCCUGCACAUCGUGUUUCGUGUGUUCGCUCGGCUCUGAUCCCCAGCAAAAACCUCAGUGCUCACUCCCCCCCUGUUUCACACACGUUGGCGGCCCGUGUUGCUCCAGUUUGUGCUUAUGUCUGCCGCGCGAUCCGUGAUCUGUCGAUGUUGUUGCUUUACUUCCGCCUUCGGCUUGUCUUACGACGCAUACCAGCAUUCCGUUCGUCUCAUCUCCCUGAUCUUUACCUCUACUCGCAUACUCUCCUCGCAUACACCAAACGUUGCAUCGGCUCGAUCGUCACCAUAUUCCCCACCAUAUUUCACCCUACCACGCUCUUGCGGAUGUACGUCAAUCACACAUGUACUACAGGAAGGCCUAGAUGCGUAGUAAAUGCAUA